Molecule: messenger RNA, 1263 nt
Organism: Colletotrichum chrysophilum
Lineage: Eukaryota; Fungi; Ascomycota; Sordariomycetes; Glomerellales; Glomerellaceae
Exons: 1
Coding region: 1-1263 (420 amino acids)
Molecular function (GO): FAD binding
Source: RefSeq, a predicted model, not a curated record
AUGCGCGUCCUCAUCAGCGGCGCGGGCAUCGCCGGCCCAACACUGGCCUGGUUCCUCGCCCGCACCGGCGCGCGCGUCACCGUCCUCGAAAAGAGCGCCGCCCUCCUCCGCCAGGGCCACAACGUCGACGUCAACUACGGCGCCAUCAAGGUCAUCCGCAAGAUGGGCCUCAUCGGCGAGCUCAAGCGCUGGAACACGACGGAGAAGGGCACCAAGCUGAUCGACCCGCGCGGCCGCCCCUUCGCGCCCUUCCCGGUCCACCCCGGCGACGGGUUCAACCCGACAUCCGAGUUUGAGGUCCUGCGCGGCGACCUCUCGUGGUUCCUGUACGAGGCGACCAAGGCGCACCCGAACGUGGAGUACCGCUUCGGGGUGACUUCCAAGCGGGUUGUUGAGAACGGCGACGACUGCGUGCGGGUGGAGCUGAGCGGCGGCGAGGUGGAGGAGUAUGAUCUGCUGGUCGCGGCGGACGGGCAGUGGUCCAAGGUGCGGCGGCAGUGCUUCCCGGAGGAGGAGGUGGCUGUGGUUGACAAGGACAUGUACGUGGUGUACUCGACGAUCCCGCGCGUGGCCAGCGACGAUGACUGGUGGAACGUGUUCGUCGGCCUCGGGUCGCGGUGUAUCUCGCUGCGUCCCGAUCCGCACGGCACCAUCCGGGCCAUGUUCACGCGGAUGCCUCUUUACGACGCGCAGAGGCGGCUGUGGCAGGAGGCAGCGCGGAGCGACAGGAAGACGCAGCAGGAACUCGUCAGGAGGGAAUUUGCGGACGCGGGGUGGCAAGCGCCGCGGAUCUUGGAGGCGAUGGAGGACUCGGAGGACUACUACUUCCAGGCGCUUCAGCAGAUCAAGAUGAAGAGGUGGUCGACGGGCAGGGUCGUCUGUCUUGGUGAUGCGGCGUGGGCGCCGACGCCUCUGACGGGGAUGGGCACGUCGUUGGCGAUCCAGGGGGCGUAUGUGCUCUCGGGCGAGCUGAGCAAGCUUGGAGAGGGGGAGCAUCCCAGGAAGGCUCUGGAGGAGUUUGAAGGGAAGUUUAGGAGUUAUGUUGAUGAGACGCAGCAUAUCCCGUUCUUCUUCCCUGCUGUUGUGCAUCCUGAUGUGGCGUGGAAGAGAUGGCUGUUCCAGACGUGCGUGGCGGGUGUAGCGAGGGUUGUGGCGAAUCCGUGGGUUCAGAAGAAGUUUAUACAGGGUACUAAUGUCGAGGAUACGGAUGGGUUCACGUUACCGGAAUAUGAGAGGUUUGAAGUCGAUGGGUUUGCGGGAUAA